Oldenlandia corymbosa var. corymbosa is the source of this 1923-nucleotide messenger RNA. The record is from the annotation of a GenBank genome assembly. Lineage: Eukaryota; Viridiplantae; Streptophyta; Magnoliopsida; Gentianales; Rubiaceae.
GCCGUUGCGCAAUUUUUCCCCCUUUUAUUCAACCAAAUCUCGCUGGCUUUCUUUUUACAUUAUUCAAUGCAUUAUUUUUGAACUUUGAGUUGUCUUUCUCACACACACUCACACACUACAUAUUUCCCGCUUCCCCCAUUUCGCAACUGUCUUAGCUUAUCUUCAAUUCAUUUCCCUUUAAUUUCUCUCUUUCAUUAUAAUACAGAUCGUCUCUAUCAAUUCCCUCUCCCUAAGGAAGAUUUUGUUUUAAUUAUUUAUUUUAAUUUUUUUUUGUUUUUUGCGUGUGGAAAUUCUGUGAAAUUUAUCCAUGGAGGUUUCUCCCAAGGAAAAAUCCUCUGCUUCUGCAAAUGUGAGCCGAUCCACCACGAAGCUUCUCCGAUAUCCGCUCCGAUCAUCGACUAAACCAAAGGAUGAUAAGCAGCCGUUGGGCGAUUCAUCCAACUCUGCUUUAACCAGAAGCAGGGGAAGGGCAGUCGCUGAUGUCAGUAAGAGCGUUGGCCUUCUUGAUCUCUCAGGAAAGAACAAGGAAAAAUCUGUCAAGCCUCCAAGAAGGCUAUCUAUUCCUGCGAAGUCAUCAGCCAGUCCUGCUCCCAAACCACUUGGAAGUGUUACCCCUGUUUCAGAGGUCAGAUCAAGGAAGUCCUGUGGCAACUUGGGAAGGACUGGCACACCACAUCCAGCUGCUUCAAAAUCAUUUCUUGCAAGGAAGUUCAAUGGUCUAACCUCAGCAUCGUAUUGGCAGUCUCUGAUUAAGCUUUCUGAAUCUGCAGCUAGACACUCAGUUUCUCUUGGUUUUUUCAAACUUGCUUUAGAGUUUGGAUGCGAGCCUCUUCAACUUUUGAGGGAUGAGUUAAAGCUAUACAUACGUCACCAUGACCUAGCUGAGUUUGAAGACACUAUCAAGGAACUACGUGAAGGCUACAACAUUUUGGAGAACACAGAGCAGUUGCAGGUCUCUGAAACUUGUUCACAUAAUCCCGAGGAAAUCAGAUCAUCUGAUGACGAUGUUCGUAGUGCUUCAUCUGUACGAACUUCUCAGGAACUGAAAUUGAAGCCCUCGAACGACAGUUCUCCAGGAAAUAAUCAAGUUAGGAAUGCUAAAAAAGAGGCAACAAGAAAGAAUGAUUCCGCAACUAGAGUCAGAGGAUCAGUGACCAAGGAUGCUGUAAAACCAAAACCCACUGUGGGACCUGUUGUUGGAAAACCCCAAAGCAGAAUGCAGAAAACUCAAAAGCAGGAACCGAAGGACUCUAAGAUGAAGAAGCAGACAAAGGAAUCCUCUGAUGCACAAGGUAAAUCACUUGGAAAUGACACUGAUGUGGAUCAUAAUAUAUGAUGGAUCUUACAUGCUGCUCAUUAGUUAUAACUGUUACAGGACCCCUUAACUCCCCUCCAGUGGAGAAUGAGCUUCAAGAGAAUAAAGAAAACAUGGUAAUUAUCCUUUUCAUUGUUGUAUCGUGGAACUUGUUUGUGUUUCGGAUUUCUCUCUCGGAAACAAUACAAGCUUAUCUUAACUCAAAGCUUCUUGAUUGCAAUUAUCUGAACUUGAUUAUGCAUUGGCAAUUUCCCUGGUGUAGGAUGCCGUGCUGAGUGAAGAGAUGACUGUGUCUGACAUUGGUCAGGCAUGAAGAUGAAGGAAGCUCCAAAAUGCAAAUAUCCUGCCUGGUCUGGUCUUCAUUGUUUUAUUUUGGGGGCUUUUCCUUUGUAUAGAUAGAUACAGCCACAGCUUUACAUGAUUUUUCAGUCCGGAACUUUGGCAUUGUGUGAAGACUGAUGUGUGAAGGUUUCAUUUCUGCAUUUGUUUGAUUCAUUAUUGUGUAAACCAGGUUAUUACCGAUACAUGAUGUGUUUAGCUUUAUACAUAAUCAGCGUUUUGGUGUGAUAUUUUUCGGGAAAUCAAAGGCUAAACACCCCAUUUUUCAC